CCCCACCGCCAUCGUUUCCAGCUUCACACCCUUCUGCUUGCCUGUGUGUUAGUUUUGACGUCGCUCUUGGAUUUAGCUUGCUGUCGAGCUCCUGUGACUUUCACUGCACCGCGGGAUCAAUCGAGAUGGAGAAAGCAGAGGCCACAUCGGAGCUCCAGUCCAGACUGUCGUCUCUGUCCGUCUCCUCUUUCUCCGGCAUCGCGUCCAAACCCUGUGACUCCAACCCUCUGGACAGACUACAAAGCACAGAUCUUUCUCAACCCGUAAUCCACCCUGACAACCAGAAGCAGAUGGAUGACAACAGCAACACCAAAGAAUUACAGCAACCCACCAAGGAUGAACCAGCUGCAGAAGGAGACUCUGUGGAAAGCAGCACAGCUGAAAAAUCCUCUGAAGCUGGAGAAAGAAAAGCCUUGCCACCUUUGCAGCCAGUCAACACAUGGACCUCUGUGACCCUGAAAGAGCUGAAGGCUAAGCUGCGUCAAGAGAAGGACAGUGUGGUCACUGUUUACCGUGGAGACAUUAUGACCGUCCAUGUACCUACCAUCCCUGAGGCCAAGCGUGUGUGCUGGGAGUUUGCUACAGACGGAUACGACAUCGGGUUUGGGGUUUACUUUGACUGGACACCUGUUACCACCCGAGACAUAACGGUGCACAUCAGUGAAUCCAGUGAUGAUGAGGAUGAAGAUUAUGAGCUUGAAGCCGGACCUGUGAUUCCUGGAGACGUGGAGAAAGGGUCUAAAACGGCAGCCAAGUCUAAUUUGGGAGAGAUCCUUCCUGUGUACCGUCAGGACAGUCACCUGGCUGUUCAGGGGGGAAGUCACAGUUUUCCAGGAGAAGGCACAUACCUCAUAAAGUUCGACAACUCCUAUUCCUUAUGGCGGAACAAGACUCUGUACUACAGAGUGUACUACAGUGCCUGAGGAACCAAGUGCACAUCUUCAGAUGAAUGUUUUGAUAAUCUAUAUUUUUGAUCUAUCUAUCUAUCUAUCUAUCUAUCUAUCUAUCUAUCUAUCUAUCUAUCUAUCUAUCUAUCUAUCUAUCUAUCUAUCUAUCUAUCUAUCUAUAUAUAUAUAUAUAUAUAUAUAUAUAUAUAUAUAUAUAUAUAUAUAUUUAUAUAUUUACAACACUGUACACAUAUCAUGUUAAUUCAUACACUGACCUUUAUUUCAGUGCAAAUUUUAUUGUGUAGAUGCUAAACCAAACGCAGCCAAUCAGAUUUGUUCUAGUCUAUACAAAUGGUUUUUAAGCUUGAGUAGAAUCAUGUAGCUUGGUCAGUGUGCAAAUGUGUUUUGUGUAUUUUUCAAAUGUGUGUAUGAUUUGUGAAGUGCCCAUAUACAAGUUUUAUAUUUAUAUUGUCUCGUUGCACCACAACUGUGGCCUCAGUAAUCAGGUAGUAUAGUGGUUCAGGGAAAGAUGAAAGCAAAUUAAUGCAUUGCUCAGUUCUGUAUGGUGAAUAAAGGACCUGACUCAGGUGAUGAAUACUAAAGGAUAUUUUUCAUAUUUAUAUUCAGUUCACAGACAAAACACAGUCAGCGCUAAUUCUGCAGUUACCUGAGAUGUAUUGACAUGUUUAUUGUUGUAUCAUAGAGGUACCUUUUCUGUACAAUAUCUAAUCUAAUUUCUGUCUAAUCCAAAUACCAGCUGGGUUGCAGUGAUACAAAUGCAAACCAAACCCUCAGACACACAUUCAGACUUCAACUUGUUUUCUUUUUUCUUUUUUAACCUGCAUAUACAACAUCCAUUAACUCAGUCACCAGGGAUACUGGCCAUAGCCUGCCUUUUUAUGACUUAAGUGCAAACUGUUUCCUGUCUCGAAAAGCCAAGUUGUAAUAUAACUAAUUCAAUAUUUACAUGGCCCACCAGGUAGCAUUUGGUGGAGGGGGUUGAGGUGGUUUGAUGCCUGUUUGUUUUCUGCAUUGUCAGGUUAUUGUAAAGAUUGGUAAGCUAUUAAACUAGUGUAGAAGCAUCUUAUGUGCUGCUUUCUCUAUGUAUGAACAAUGUUCUACACAAAGCUUUGUUGACAAUCGAGUGUUGUGCCGUAUUUUUCUGUUCAAUUUUUUUGUACUACUUGUUCAUGAGUACCGAAUGAAAAAUGUGUUGAUUUGAGGAAGAUACUUGCUAUAAUGUGGGCAAUUCAGCAGCUUGAGGGAGUGUACUGUCCAUAUACCUGCACUCUGUGUAUUCACACACCUAGUUAUUUGCAUGUUUCGAAAGGGACCCUUCAACUGUGCUGCUGAAAUACCCUAUAUUGCUGUUGUGCUUUUUUUUUUUGUUUGUCAUGUUGUCAGUGUUUGUGAUGUAUGAAUAUAUUACUGGUCUGCUUUUACUCUA
Molecule: messenger RNA, 2334 nt
Organism: Hemibagrus wyckioides
Lineage: Eukaryota; Metazoa; Chordata; Actinopteri; Siluriformes; Bagridae
Gene: tmed8
Product: transmembrane p24 trafficking protein 8
Exons: 6
Coding region: 126-923 (265 amino acids)
Cellular component (GO): Golgi membrane
Source: RefSeq, a predicted model, not a curated record